CCACUGAACUAUCCCGCGUUCCCUUCAACGGCGCCUGACAACGCAGAAAAAGCACUCGUGGAUAACGUCGUUCUUGGAAAGCGUUUGCCAAAAGUGACUGUGCACUACCGAUGCAGUGCUCGUAUAGAUGUUAGCGAAGCGAACGGUGCAGACACCACAGUUAUCUACCGAAGAUCAUUGAUUAAUCACGCUUAAUCUGGCAACGAACGACGUUCCCAGGCUGUGGAAAGAUACUGUCCUCGAGAUUGCUCGUACAAGAGGCAAGGCGUUUGAUCGGCUGCUCCAGUAGUGUAUGGUGUUAUCUGCUGGCCCUGACGAAAUAUAGCCUAUCUGCGACAAGUCGUAAUUAUCGUCCGGCUCCGUGAAAGUGCGGGAACAUUAUGGCUUCCGGAAGGACUCGGCUUCUGUGCUCCAAGAUGCGCCACGCCGCCUCGGUAGGCCGCGAGCAGCAGCGGAGGUGCGUGUGGUCUUCGUCGCAGCGAUCAGCGGUGCCCAGCUCGCUGCGGCUCAACCACGCCAUCCAGUGCGCCGAGAAGCUGACGGGCCACGACACGAGCCGGUUCUCGGAGAAGCUCAUGAAAAUGGGCGAGCUGCACACAUUCCUGGGCACCGUGGCCAAGAUGAUGGGAAGCCAGCACCCGAUCGUGGAUUCCGUGAAGCAGCUGCUGUUCCAGCAGAGCACCAACAUCCAGACGCGGGGUCUCCUCGUCUCGCUGUUCAUCAAGGCGUGCGCCGUGGUUGAGCGCCGGGCCGAUCAACGUGAAAAGGUGCCCCGCCGCCAGCAGCUGGUCGUCAGCGCCACCGAGGAGUUCCACGCGGCGCAGAUCAUCCACGCGUCGGCGCUCAACGUGGCCGCGGCCGAGAGGGACAGGCUGGACCCGCUCGUGCUGGACGACGUCCAGACGGGCAACAAGAUGACCGUGCUCGCCGGGGACUUCUUCUUCGCCAAGGCCUUUCAGACCACCACGGCCAUAGGCAUUCCCGUGAUGUUGGACGUGUUCGGCAAGGUGGUCGAGGACUACGUGCGGUCGUACUUCGAGAGCGACCUGAAGGAGGCACCCUUCGUGGACGCCAUGUGGUGGGAAAAGAAGACCCACCUGAAGACCGCCAGUCUGCUGGCUUCCGCCUACAGGGCCGCAGCCAUGGUCGCUGGCCAAGAGAAGGAGGUCCAGGACCAGGUCUACCAGCUCGGCAAGCAUAUCGCCCUUGCCCUGCAGACCUACCACGAAACCAGGCAGUUCUUGGAGGCGCCAUACUCAACGGGCCUUGACUACGACAUCACUAGUCUUCCGAUAGUUUUGCACAUGGAAACGCAUCCACACGUGCUGGCCCGCCUCAAGGAGACCGGAAUGAAGGAUCUGGAGUUUUCAAAGCUCCAGUCCGAAGUGCUGUCGGGCGACGCGCUGGAGCGGGCGCAGGUCAUGCUGGGAUACUACAUCCAAGAGGCUCGGCUACUGGCCAGGGAUCUCGGGUCUUCGGAUGCUGCCGAAUCCCUCGUCACAAUCGUCAGCAGUCUCAAAGAGUUGUGAGGACCCCCUCGUCUUAGAGCCAUAGCUUUGCCCCUUACCUAUUUGUUUUUUUUCUCGAUUUGUUUUAGUUUAUUUUAAUUUCACGAGCG
This is a messenger RNA of Rhipicephalus microplus (southern cattle tick), 1618 nucleotides long. Its product is annotated as all trans-polyprenyl-diphosphate synthase PDSS2. NCBI's taxonomy places the organism in Eukaryota, Metazoa, Arthropoda, Arachnida, Ixodida, Ixodidae. Gene Ontology annotation, biological process: isoprenoid biosynthetic process; ubiquinone biosynthetic process. Gene Ontology annotation, molecular function: prenyltransferase activity. Gene Ontology annotation, cellular component: transferase complex; mitochondrion. The record is from RefSeq and is a predicted model, not a curated record.